Messenger RNA from Enterobius vermicularis (human pinworm), 1203 nucleotides. Lineage: Eukaryota; Metazoa; Nematoda; Chromadorea; Rhabditida; Oxyuridae. The record is from the annotation of a GenBank genome assembly.
AUGCUUCGCCCGAUGGAUUUAGCUUUUAAGGGAGACGACCGAAGGUGGUCACAACUGCGUGUGCUUGAUGGCGGUUUUGGUACAGAAUUGGAAGCCAGUGGUUUUCACAUAAAUGGUAACCCAUUGUGGAGUGCAAAUGCGCUUUUUCAACGCCCUGAUUUAGUGGUAGAUAUACAUAAAAGGCAGGAAAUGGUUUUUCUUUCUUUUGAUUUCGUAUCUUCAUUCCACAUAAAAUUUCGAAAGUCAGUGGAUCUAGCAUACCAAGCUGCUUAUGAAUGCAAGUUGAAUUAUGGAAAAUCUGCCGAAAUAAUUGGUUCUGUGGGGUCAUAUGCUACUGCCCUUUCGGAUGCUUCUGAAUACAACGGACACUACGUCGACGAAGUAGAAAAAUCGGUAAUAGUUCAACAUUACGUUGAACAGUCAUCUCCACUUCUUGAAAAAGGCUUAAGAUUUUUAGCGUAUGAAAGUGUACCGGCUGUUGCAGAAGUAGGUGCCAUAUUAAGUGCUUUAGACAGUUUGAAUCCUGACGUGAAAUGCUGGAUUUCUCUGACGUGCAAGUUUUAUAAUAUGCAGCACUCCAGGAUAUUAAGCAUUUUGGUAAUUAUGCAGCCUGCAGCAAAAGAAGAAUGGGAAAGGCAAGUUUACUGCGGGAUCGCUUCGAGCACAGCAUUAAAAAAUUUCCGUAAAGACAUCGAUGUGCGGCUGAUGUGUGGGAAUAGUCCAGUGGAACUAUUUUAUAGACCUGAAAAGCAGUCGUGUAGAUGCACUUCGAUUCCUCCGCUUCUGACAAGCUCGCCUUCCCCAAGCACUUAUAUUUACCUUCUAGGCGAAGUUCCUCGGAUUUUAGAUGGUGAACACACGAGCCAUAACGAUAAAGUUGAAGAGGCAGCAAAGGUUGCGUUGAGCCACUCAAAAGUUCUUGCAGUAGGUAUAAACUGUACGUCUCCACUUCAUAUCAGUAGCUUACUGAAAAAAAUUCAACCCCAUUUACUUACGAAGUUCGCCGUUGUUUACCCUAACAGUGGUGAAGAAUACAACUCAAGUGAUAACUCAUGGACAGCGCAGAAUGAAGAAUGGAUCACAGAAACAAAUAUAAGACAAUGGCACCAGCUAGGCGUAAAACUUGUAGGAGGCUGCUGCAGAGUUACACCGGCUAUGAUUAAUACUAUAGCUAGAUGCGUUCACCAGCUUCUAAAAAGCUGA